UCACACUUCUUCACUAAACACAUCACUGCAGCACUUGGAAUUUCUAUCAACACUACAGAGAGAUCAUGGAAUCGGGCGCCACGCCACGGUUUACCCGAAUACUUUUGACAGGCCCGCCAGGUAUUGGGAAAACAACGAUUUGUAAGAAGAUAUUUGAAAAAGCUCAAGGUAGUAAGCAUUCUAUAGAUGGAUUUUACACUGAAGAAGUGCGAUCAGAGAACAGAACGAGAAUAGGAUUCGAUGUGGUACCUUUGAAACAACCUGUUAACAGGGUUCCACUAGCUCGAAUUGAGUCUGCAUUGAAUGGACAAAAACCAUCGAAAUUAAAAGUUGGAUCUGUUAAUAAUUGAUGAAAUAGGAAAAAUGGAAUUAUUUAGCAAACACUUUUACAACUCAG
Chelonus insularis is the source of this 397-nucleotide messenger RNA. Its product is annotated as cancer-related nucleoside-triphosphatase homolog. Gene Ontology annotation, molecular function: ribonucleoside triphosphate phosphatase activity. NCBI's taxonomy places the organism in Eukaryota, Metazoa, Arthropoda, Insecta, Hymenoptera, Braconidae. The transcript has 4 exons. The record is from RefSeq and is a predicted model, not a curated record. Bases 66 to 350 code for a protein of 94 amino acids.